This is a messenger RNA of Diceros bicornis minor, 1271 nucleotides long. RefSeq names its product solute carrier family 25 member 4 (gene SLC25A4). The record is from RefSeq and is a predicted model, not a curated record. Gene Ontology annotation, biological process: mitochondrial ATP transmembrane transport; mitochondrial ADP transmembrane transport. Gene Ontology annotation, molecular function: ATP:ADP antiporter activity. Lineage: Eukaryota; Metazoa; Chordata; Mammalia; Perissodactyla; Rhinocerotidae. Gene Ontology annotation, cellular component: mitochondrial inner membrane. The coding region runs from base 87 to 983 and encodes 298 amino acids. The transcript is spliced from 4 exons.
GACGGAGGCGGGGUGGCGGUGCCUGGCCGGGCGGAGGCGAGAGCGAGAGCGCGGCUCCCGGAGGCUGUGUGCGCCCGGCUGUCACCAUGAGUGAUCAAGCGUGGAGCUUCCUCAAGGACUUCCUGGCCGGCGGCGUCGCCGCUGCCGUCUCCAAGACCGCGGUCGCCCCCAUCGAGAGGGUCAAACUGCUGCUGCAGGUCCAGCAUGCCAGCAAGCAGAUCACUGCUGAGAAGCAGUACAAAGGGAUCAUUGAUUGCGUGGUGAGAAUCCCUAAGGAGCAGGGCUUUUUGUCCUUCUGGAGGGGCAACCUGGCCAACGUGAUCCGGUACUUCCCCACCCAAGCUCUCAACUUCGCCUUCAAGGACAAGUACAAGCAGAUCUUCCUGGGGGGCGUGGACCGCCAUAAGCAGUUCUGGCGCUAUUUUGCCGGUAACCUGGCUUCCGGUGGGGCCGCUGGGGCCACCUCCCUCUGCUUUGUCUACCCGCUGGACUUUGCUAGGACCAGGUUGGCUGCCGACGUGGGCAAGGGGGCCGCCCAGCGUGAGUUCAGUGGCCUGGGCAACUGUCUUGUCAAGAUCUUCAAGUCUGACGGCCUGAGGGGUCUCUAUCAGGGCUUCAACGUCUCCGUCCAGGGCAUCAUUAUCUACAGAGCUGCCUACUUCGGGGUCUAUGACACUGCCAAGGGGAUGCUGCCUGACCCCAAGAAUGUGCACAUUAUCGUGAGCUGGAUGAUCGCCCAGACCGUGACGGCGGUGGCAGGGCUGGUGUCCUACCCCUUUGACACUGUCCGCCGUAGGAUGAUGAUGCAGUCCGGCCGGAAGGGGGCGGAUAUUAUGUACACCGGGACAGUGGACUGCUGGAGGAAGAUUGCGAAAGAUGAAGGACCCAAGGCUUUCUUCAAAGGUGCCUGGUCCAAUGUGUUGAGAGGCAUGGGCGGUGCUUUUGUAUUGGUAUUGUAUGAUGAGAUCAAAAAAUUUGUCUAAUGUCAUUAAAACUCAAGUUCAUCGGUUCCAGAUCCAUUGUGUGGUUUAAUAGACUUUUCCUAGGGGAAGUAAAAAGAAAGAUCUGGGAGAAGACCAGACUGAAAAGAAUACCUCAGGAAAAAAAGUGCUUCAUUGAGUGUCCAUUAAGCCACAAAUGUAUUUUGUAUUUAUUUUACAUUUAAAUUCCCACAGCAAAUAGAAAAUAACUUAUCAUACUUAUACAAUUAACUGAAGAGCUGAUAAUGAAAAUAACUGAAUGUGAAACAUCAAUAAAGACCACUUAAUGCA